AUGUACCCCAGUCUCUUUUCUCACUCAUCAAAUGAAUCACAGACGCAAAAGCAACAGGUUGGUCACCAACUUUGGCAAAAGAAAAUAGAGUAUAGUAUUUCUUGAGUUUGGUUAAUUCUGGGGGAAAAAACCUGAAAAAAAAACAUUGCGUUUAAAAACGUAUGGUUUUUCUUCAGCUUUUCGAGAGUUCACUUAAAAACUGAAACUGAGGGCACAGGAAAUGUGUUUUGUAAUAUCUUCGUAGUUUCAGCCUAGCUUCCGCUUAGCAAGUUGUGAGAACAUCGUUUCUCGGUCCCAGACCUCGUCUUCCCCCCCCCCCCCCAACCUUGAACAUAAGUCUUACCAACAAUAACAAGUUAUUUCUGUGGUCUUAAGGCUCUUAGCUCACUUCAUUUAAGAAGUGAGCUAAGUCAUCCUGAAACCGACGGUUCUCUUACAACGAUGGCUUUUAGUUGUGGAAGUUACUGUCCGAACAAUAUUGCAACGGACUGCAAUCCGUUUCGGAAAUACCUCUGUAUUUGGAAACGACCUGAAGUUUCCUUCAUUAUACGUUUUUUACCGUUCGGGAAGAGGCAGGUACAAAAGUCGGACCGGAUCAACUCGGACCGCCAAUCUAGGUCGGAUCAACUCGGAUCGACUCGGACCAACUCGGAUGAAUAAAAAAAUAGAAAUAAAAUAAAAUUGGACUCGGAUCAACUCGGAUCAUAAAAAAAACCAACUCGAAUUAUAAAAAGAAAAAGCACACAUACACUUCCAGUGAACAUUUUCAACUUGGAAGGAGGAGAAAUCAUGCUCGCCCGGGACAACGAAAAUUUUCGUACCCCGGGCGAGCAUUGAACUCACGACCCUCCGAAUACUACACGUUUAUUGGACGUUCCAACCACUGAACCGGAGGGUCGCGAGUUCAAUUCUUGCCCGGGGCAUGGAAAUUUCCUUUGUCCCGGGCAAGCAUGGUUUCUCCUCCUUCCAGGUUGAAAAUGUUCCCUGGAAAUGUAUGUGUGCUGCUCACUAGUGUAUCAUUAAAAUUAAGUUUCAGAAGUCCUGCAGAAAAAAAAAACAGGAACAAACAAACAAACACUCUUCGGUAACUAUCUAAAUGCGAUCAACAGACCAGGCUUUUGAUGCUUUUCUCGUAAAUAAUUCAGUGCAUUUAUUAAUCAAAAAUUAUACGCAUAACUUAUGAUCACGCUCACCUCAACUUCUUUGCUUUGUGACAAAAAGCUGCAAUAAAAUAAAAGAAUAAGCAAAUAUAUAUUCUAGGCGAAUGAAACUAUCAUUUUCUUAGAAUGAAGCAAAUUCAUUGAGAAAGAUGGUCGAGAUUUUACCUUCCUCGAGGUCAUCCAUAUCUGUGAAGCAGAGCGCGUCGUAUAACGCAACCACAACCACGAGUUUAUAACAUGAUCCGAGAGAAACUGGCACUAGUAAAACAAAAUGGCGCCUGAAAGCCACGGAGAAAAAAAGGAUGAUCUGGCCUUUUUUACCCUCCGAAUGGGUUAAACUUUCAGUUUUGCUGAUUUAAUUUAAUUUUUUUGAUUGCUCCAAGUUGAUCCGAGUCCAAUUUUUUUUUUUUUAUUCGAUCGGAGUUGGUCCAAGUGGAUCCGAGUUGAUCCGGUCCGACUUUUGUACCUACCUGUUCGGGAAGUCGAUUUAAUCGUGCACUUUGAAAAAACUUGCUGAUUUUCGUACGUGGAGUUUAUACAAGCCGGGAGAAAAUGUGGAUCUUUGAGAUGUUUUUUACGCCCGCAUUUUAAGCAAAUAUGGAGCUUGAGGCUUGGAUCAAACCAGUCAACAGUAGACAUGAGGUUCUGUCGUUGUAUAGUCUUGUUUUCAUUACGAACAGAAGUGGUUCGUUUUACUCAAUCAUCCUAUUGGCUCAUCAACUGUUAGCCUGUUCUAGGCGUUUAGAGAGUGGCAAGUGCCACUCUCCACUACCAGGCUCAUCAACUCUUGUUUUCCUUUACCACUCGCACAGAUUUCGGCAGAGACUCGCCUCAGUAUUCACGACUCACCAUUCUUCGCUGACAUUCAAGACACCGUGGGAACAUUUCUAGCGCCUCCUGAUCCUACUGGUAAGGUUUCUUGUCUCCUAGCCCCUCCCCCCUCAGUUCCCUACCUUCCCAAUUACAGAUGUAACAAAACCUAUUGGCGAUUAACUCCUUGAGCACUAAUAAAAAGUUGUACAUAAGUUCGUUGCAGUCAAACGUCAGUUUUCUUUGUGAGAUUUCCUUCUUUUUAAAUUAUUGCGGUUUAGACGUGCAACAAGUUGCUGUUGUCACAUCCCGUCCGUAAUUUAGGUGAAAGAAAUCGGACUUACACGGUUAUGUUUAUUCAUUAGUCUGUUUAUAGACCAAAAAGGUACUCUACGUAGUACUAUCCGGUAUGAAUAUUAGACGGACCAGGCCUUAUUACUGGUACAUAUACAGAAACGAAAAGCGUGUUAUUAGUUAAAACAGUCACUGAGGAAGUUUAAAAGGAAAAGAUCUUGUUCCGAUGUAGACAUUUUCUGGUGUUACCUAAAGUGGGCGUUGUUUGCACUUAUUAUUUAAACUUACUUCGUAAAACAAGGGGGCAUAACAUUAAGGAAGAAUAAAUGUUCCAGGGCCGAGUUGUUCGAAGCUGGGUUAAGUUGACCCAGGGUUAGUGCGAGAUUUGAAUUCAGAUUUGAAAGCUUAAAAAGCAUUUCGGUUUUAAUUCUUUUUGUCUACAAGCUGAUUAUUGGAAGUAAAAAUAACAGAGAAAAUCAUCCGAGAAAAUACUUUUGAACACAAGAAAAAGAAACCGGGGUUAAUUUUAACCCCGGGUUAAGCUCUAAUCGGCCUUCGAACAACUGGGCCCAGAAGUCUAUCAGUGUGAAAUCGAUGGUUUCCUUUAUACCAUCAUGUGACGUGGGAUCCGUAUUUCUUCUUGUAGCUGAUCCAAUGUUAGCACUGCCGUCCAUUCCUACAGCGCAUGGAUCCAGUCACGGUCUGACAGCUGCUGCACCCUUCAAUGGUAACCCCCUUCAUAACGUUCAGUAUCCACAGUAUUACCCCUCCCCUGAUAUCUACACCUACCACCACAGUGCCCUGUCCUCCAUCUUUACACCUGCAGGAUCCAUGGGUAACGAUUCCUAUCUUUUCAGAGGUUCUGGCCUGUCUACAGUCACACAGUACGAACCCGAGGUGGGUUGUUUGUCUGUUAGGAUUGUAUUCUCGAAAUUGUUAUUAAACAUUGGCUAGGAUUUAUAUUUGUCGAGAGAGAUUUCAUGGGGCAGGCGGCUUCUCAGUAAUCAAUUUUGUUAAUAGUUAUUGAAAUUCGCUGGACUAUAAAGAUGUUAGAACUCGACGUACAACCUUGUAACUAAACUCUCUAUUAGGCUAAAAACUCUACCGGUAAGGCGGACACCGGGUGAUGGUCUGUUCUCUGCAGUUUUCCAAUCAUUCUACUGUAACUAAACUCUAUAUACUAGUAAGACGCGGACACCACUCUGAGACGGACAAUUGGAGUUGGUAUCCAUCUCAGAGAGAGUUAACUUUAGACAGAAAGGGUCAUGCUCAGUAUAUCCAAAGAGUCAGCUGAUUAUUUCCCAGAUCAUACACUUAGUUGAGUGAUCUUAAAACUGUCAAAUGAUUGUUAGCAGGAGAUCACACGUUUACUUUGGUUCCGUACCGAUAUUGAUUAUUCUUUCUUUGGUCAAUUGUUUAGAGGGACACUCUCCCCAGUACUCAGGACGUGCCGUCACACGAUCCUAGAACAGCGAGACCAGUUCCAGUACCUCUCCAUUCUGCUGGUAAGGUUUCCAUCCAUGGUGCAACUAAAACAAAAUUCUGCAAUUUAAAAGGCUAGUAACGCCGUGACUGACUUGGCCACCAAUAAGAGAAUGUACAGGACUUUACGUAGUGUUGCAACUUGUAUUAAACGGUCCUGUCGUGCUUACUACAAUACACAGAUACAGGCCCGGUUCUUUUUUAAUAGUUGGAUAGCGCUAUCCACCAGAAAAAUCACUAACCAGAGGAUAAGUAUUUGAGAAACCGACACCUUUAUGCAUUAGAUAGUGAGAUACCAAGUGAAUAGCACUAUUUACCUUUUGAACCACUGGGGCUGAAGGCACUUUUCUUCUACAAGUCUGUCUUCUAAUAUCUCCAAACUGGACAUUUUCUUGUGUAUGCUCAACUCAAGUGGCCGUUGCUUUAAUUACUAAUAUUGUUAAAUAAUCUAAGAAGGCGUACAAUGCUAGAAAAGGAGAAAUCUGCUUGGAGACCAUGAGUGUGACACCUGUCGCGUUUACACUGCACCUUUAUGUAAACCUGUGGGAUCUUAAUUUUUAUUUUUUUUGUCUCUAGGAGCUCCCAUUCCUACGUCGCAUUUCUCCAGCCACAGCCUGGCACCCUUCAGUAAACAUCCUCAUCGUUACAGAGUGUUGGAAUCACCAUUGCAGGCAUGGCAACCGUGA
Porites evermanni is the source of this 4432-nucleotide messenger RNA. Lineage: Eukaryota; Metazoa; Cnidaria; Anthozoa; Scleractinia; Poritidae. The record is from the annotation of a GenBank genome assembly.